AUGGUGGCUCCUCUCCCUGACUGCUCUGCUCUCUCCACAGACACGAGUGGUGAGAACAUCGCCGAGUCCCUGGUGGCCGAAGGACUUGCCUCCCGUCGGGAAGGGAUCCGGGCCAACAACCCCGAGCAGAGCCGGCUGGCAGAGCUGGAGGAGCAGGCCAAGAGCGCCAAGAAGGGGAUGUGGAGCGAGGGCACGGGGUCCCACACCGUGCGGGACCUCAAGUACACCAUCGAGAACCCCCGGCACUUCGUGGACUCCCUGCACCAGAAGCCGGUCAAUGCCAUCAUCGAGCACGUGCGGGACGGCAGCGUGGUGAGGGCCCUGCUGCUGCCCGACUACUACCUGGUCACCGUCAUGCUCUCGGGCAUCAAGUGCCCCACGUUCAAGCGCGAGGCCGACGCUCCCGAGGUCCCGGAGCCGUUUGCGGCCGAAGCCAAGUUCUUCACGGAGUCCCGGCUGCUGCAGAGGGACGUGCAGAUUGUCCUGGAGAGCUGCCACAACCAGAACAUCCUGGGCACCAUCCUGCACCCGAACGGGAACAUCACAGAGCUGCUGCUGAAGGAGGGCUUUGCCCGGUGUGUGGACUGGUCCAUCGCCGUGUACACCCGUGGGGCCGACAAGCUGCGCGCGGCCGAAAGGUUCGCCAAAGAGCGCAAACUGAGGAUCUGGAGGGACUACGUGGCCCCCACAGCAAACCUGGAUCAGAAGGACAAGCAGUUUGUGGCCAAGGUGAGGGGCAGG
Messenger RNA from Empidonax traillii (willow flycatcher), 741 nucleotides. Its product is annotated as staphylococcal nuclease domain-containing protein 1-like. Lineage: Eukaryota; Metazoa; Chordata; Aves; Passeriformes; Tyrannidae. The annotation marks the transcript as partial. The transcript is spliced from 7 exons. Gene Ontology annotation, cellular component: nucleus; cytosol. The record is from RefSeq and is a predicted model, not a curated record. Gene Ontology annotation, biological process: mRNA catabolic process. Gene Ontology annotation, molecular function: nuclease activity; RNA binding.